Messenger RNA from Erigeron canadensis, 1827 nucleotides. RefSeq names its product protein FAR1-RELATED SEQUENCE 9-like. The record is from RefSeq and is a predicted model, not a curated record. Gene Ontology annotation, molecular function: zinc ion binding. Lineage: Eukaryota; Viridiplantae; Streptophyta; Magnoliopsida; Asterales; Asteraceae. The transcript is spliced from 3 exons. The coding region runs from base 1 to 1827 and encodes 608 amino acids.
AUGUACCACGAGUAUGCUUAUUAUUCUAGUUUUGAAAUCAGAAAAGGGAGCCAGAAAACUAAUUUGUCAGGAAUAGUAAGACAAAAGUACUAUCUUUGUCACAGAGCUGGAGAAAGAAAGAAGGUUAACAUAGAUAGUUUAGAAAGAAAUGAAAAACAAGUUACAAAAAGCAGCAUGGAAUCCACUGGAUGUAGAGCUAGAGUGAGAUUUGACUUGGAUUACUUGAACGAAACAUACAUAAUAGCUGAUUUCCAUGCAAUUCAUAAUCAUGAAUUGGUUCCGCGAGAGUAUAGACAUCUAUGCAAAACAGAUAGACAACUAAAAUAUGCAGAGCAGCUAUUUGUCUACAACGCCUCCAUCUCAAACGUUGGACCAACAAAAGCUCAUCAACUGUACAGUAACUUGAAGGGAAGCUCGUUAAAUGUAAACGGGACAGUUGAUGAUUUCAGAAACUGGAAGAGGGACCUAAAUGUGUACAUCAAUGAAAGUGAUGCUCAAAUUUUAGUUAACAAAAUGAUGGAAAUGAGAGAACAUAUCCCUGGUUUUUCAUUUGAGUAUAAGGUUGACAACUCUGAGUUGCACUCACUCUUUUGGGCCGAUAAUAUAAGAGAGGCAACUCCAAGUAUAGAAGAUGAAACUGAGAGAGACUUCAAGAGCAGGUUUGACAGUAUAGUUUGGAAUAUUCACAUGGAACCAAAAACUUUCGAGGAAAAAUGGGAGAAGUUGAUGAUUGAUUUUUCAUUACAAAAUGACAAUUGGUUCAAGUAUAUGUUUCAAAUCAGAUCAAAGUGGAUACCAGCUUACUUCAUUGACACUCCAAUGUGUGGCCUGUUGAGAACAACAUCAAGGUCAAAAAGCGAGAAUGCUUUUUUUUCUCAUUUCACAAGAUCAGCAUCAAAUCUGGUGAGUUUCAUGAGUGGAUUUGAAUCAGCAAUGAUGAAACAAAGGUCAAAACAAGAAAAGUUAGAUGCUGAAACAAUAAAGAAGACUCCAAUAUUGAACACAAAACUCAAAAUAGAAAUGCAUGCUUCAAAACUGUACAAAAAAACAAUUUUUGAGAUGAUACAGAAGGAAAUAGAAGCCGGUCUAUAUGAUUGUUUAGUUGCCCAAAUGACUGCCGAAGAAGAGUGUCAAAUUUAUAUCAUUAAUGAGAUGUUAAAGAGGAAAGUGAAAGAGACUGGACAAAAUGUGAUUCAGUAUAAGGUAUUGCAUAACCUUGGGGAUGGUUCUGUUGUGUGUACCUGUAGACACUAUCUCCGUUUAGGUCUCCUUUGCCGACAUUGUUUCAGUGUUUUGAAGAACAAUAAUAUAGACGAAAUACAUGCACAAUACAUUAUGAGGCGGUGGACAAAAGGCAUCAUACCACCUGAUUUGAGAUCUAGCAGAAACAAAUUUGACAAUGGAAAUGUUGGUACUCAAAAGUUGGUUGCUGAAGCAAGUUCAGUUUUUGAGGAUUGCUUGUAUGUUGUUGUGAAUGAUGAUGAAAAACUUAAAGAGUUUCUGGAAAAAGUUAAAUCGUUGAAGUCAGAAGUUGAGGCUGAUAUGGCAAACCAACCACCAAAGAAAAAAAAUGAAGUGAUAUCAAGAAUGAUGGGUGUUGAAAAACCAGAUUCAAACGAAAUAAAAAACCCACCAGUUGGAGUGUAUAAGGGAUGUGGAACUGUUAACCGUAUAAUGGGCGGUAAGGAGAAAGGAAUAAAAGAAAGCAAUAAAAGAAAGAGAAAGUGCACUACAUGCGGAGAUACGAAUCACAACAGCAGGACAUGUGGAAAAAAGAAACAAAAAUUCAAUGAAAAAGUGAAUACUGAAGGAGCUUCAAACAAUUAG